AACAAAUUUCAACGACAAAAAACCGAAUCGGGAAGAUUUUGUGCUGCGUUUCUUCCUGCUAUUUUAUCAGUGGAAAAACUAUUUUUCUUCGUUUCUCUUCACAAACUAUGUCUAUAACAAUAACUAUGUUAAGAUAAGUGAACGAAACGGCGUUACAUUUAAGUCUUACAACUAUAAUCUUAUACGAAUUAAGAACAAACUCAACGUGAAGUCGGGCGUCGACCGGUCCAUCCCUCCUACCGUAACCGUCGGCGACUCCGCCGCCUGUCAGUCGCAAUCUUCAUUUUGUAUCGGCGCCUCGCGCGGUCUCGGAACGCGGGUGCAUUUUCAAAAGUGUUGUGAGGUGCAGUGUCGGUCGGCGCGACCGUUUAAUGUGUUCAGUGCCGGCGUUAGUAAAGCAAGUCGAGGCGCGCGGCGUGGUUCGCGAUGGUUGACAUGGAUAGGAACGACCCGGAGCUCCGGUAUCUGUCGGUGGAUCGGAACAGCUUCAACGAUCCGGCCACUCAGGCGGAAUGGACGCAGAAGCGUUUAGUAUGGGUGCCCCACGAGACGCAAGGGUUCGUGGCGGCUGGGAUCAAGGGGGAGAGAGGAGACGAGGUGGAAGUGGAGAUCGCAGAGUCGGGGAAGCGGAUGCUGGUCCAGAUAGAUGACAUCCAGAAGAUGAAUCCUCCCAAGUUUGACAAGGUGGAGGACAUGGCGGAGCUGACAUGCCUGAAUGAAGCAUCGGUGCUGCAUAACAUCAAGGACAGAUACUACUCUGGCCUCAUUUAUACAUACUCCGGCCUCUUCUGCGUGGUGGUCAACCCGUACAAGAAGCUGCCCAUCUACACGGAGAAGAUCAUGGAGAGGUACAAAGGCAUAAAGAGGCACGAGGUACCGCCACACGUCUUCGCCAUCACCGACACAGCAUACCGCUCUAUGUUACAAGAUCGCGAAGACCAGUCCAUCCUCUGCACAGGAGAAUCGGGCGCCGGAAAGACAGAAAAUACGAAAAAAGUCAUACAGUACCUCGCGUAUGUCGCUGCCUCAAAACCUAAAGGAUCUGGAGCGGGACCCUCACCACAGUUGAUAAUAGGCGAAUUAGAACAACAAUUAUUGCAAGCCAACCCCAUACUUGAAGCGUUUGGUAACGCGAAAACAGUCAAAAACGACAACUCAUCAAGAUUCGGCAAAUUCAUAAGAAUAAACUUCGACGCGUCCGGCUACAUAGCCGGCGCGAAUAUCGAGACGUACCUUUUGGAGAAGUCGCGCGCCAUACGCCAGGCGAAAGACGAGCGGACCUUCCACAUCUUCUACCAGCUCCUGACCGGCGCGACGCCGGAGCAGCGCGCGGAGUACAUACUUGAAGACCCGAAGAGUUACCAUUUCCUGUCCAAUGCUGCGUUACCAGUGCCCGGGAUCGACGACGCCCUGGAGUUCCAAGCCACCAUUAAGUCAAUGAACAUCAUGGGCAUGAACAAUGAGGACUUCAACUCGAUAUUCAGAAUAGUCUCGGCGACGCUGCUGUUUGGAUCUAUGCAAUUCAAGCAGGAGAGGAACUCCGACCAGGCUACGCUGCCUGAUAACACUGUUGCUCAAAAAAUUGCUCAUUUACUCGGUCUCUCCGUAACGGAGAUGACAAAGGCCUUCCUCAAGCCGAGGAUCAAAGUCGGUCGCGACUUCGUAACGAAAGCGCAGACGAAAGAACAAGUAGAAUUCUCAGUGGAAGCCAUCGGCAAAGCGUGCUACGAGCGGCUCUUCAGGUGGCUCGUCAACAGGAUCAACAGGUCUCUAGACAGGACCAAGAGGCAAGGAGCUUCCUUCAUCGGUAUCCUCGAUAUGGCCGGUUUUGAAAUCUUCGACCUCAACUCGUUUGAACAGCUAUGCAUCAAUUACACAAAUGAAAAGCUCCAACAGCUUUUCAACCACACCAUGUUCAUCCUAGAACAGGAGGAGUACCAGCGGGAAGGCAUAGAAUGGAAGUUCAUCGAUUUCGGCCUCGAUCUCCAGCCGACUAUCGACCUUAUUGACAAACCCAUGGGCAUCAUGGCCUUGUUAGACGAGGAAUGUUGGUUCCCCAAAGCCACAGAUAAAACUUUCGUCGAGAAGUUGGUCUCCGCUCACUCCGUCCACCCCAAAUUCAUGAAGACCGACUUCCGUGGCAUCGCUGACUUCGCGAUCAUCCACUACGCUGGUAAAGUAGACUAUUCCGCCGAGAAAUGGCUGAUGAAGAACAUGGACCCGCUGAACGAAAAUGUGGUAUCCCUUCUUCAGUCUUCCCAGGAUCCGUUCGUAUGUCACAUCUGGAAGGACGCUGAGAUCGUCGGCAUGGCACAGCAAGCCAUGACUGACACUCAAUUCGGUGCCAGAACGAGAAAGGGCAUGUUCAGAACAGUCUCUCAAUUGUACAAGGAGCAGCUGACAAAACUUAUGGCCACACUCAGAAACACAAACCCGAACUUCGUCAGGUGUAUCAUUCCUAACCACGAAAAGAGGGCGGGUAAGAUAGAAGCCCCUCUGGUCUUAGAUCAGCUCAGAUGUAACGGUGUGUUGGAGGGCAUCAGGAUAUGCAGACAAGGAUUCCCUAACCGCAUUCCAUUCCAGGAGUUCAGACAGCGAUAUGAACUGCUCACUCCCAACAUCAUCCCUAAAGGUUUCAUGGACGGAAAGAAGGCAUGCGAGCAAAUGAUCGAGGCCUUAGAGCUCGACCAUAACCUCUACCGCGUUGGUCAGUCAAAGAUCUUCUUCAGAGCUGGUGUACUGGCCCACUUGGAAGAGGAAAGAGAUUAUAAGAUUACGGACUUGAUUGUGAACUUCCAGGCGUUCUGCCGAGGGUUCCUGGCCAGACGGAACUACCAAAAGAGAUUGCAGCAACUGAAUGCGAUCAGAAUUAUCCAGAGGAACUGCGCAGCUUACCUCAAGCUCAGGAAUUGGCAAUGGUGGAGAUUAUACAUAAAGGUGAAACCUCUCCUAGAAGUGACGAAGCAGGAGGAGAAGCUUACGCAGAAGGAAGACGAGCUCCGCCAGAUCCGCGACAAGCUGGACACACAGAUGAAGCGCUGCCAGGAGUACGAGCAGAAGUUCCAGCAGGCCAGCGCCGAGAAGACGCAGCUGGCUGAGCAGCUGCAGGCGGAGUUGGAGCUAUGCGCCGAAGCGGAAGAAUCGCGCGCACGCGCAGCGGCCAGGAAGCAGGAGUUGGAGGAACUACUGCAUGACCUGGAGGGCAGGAUCGAGGAGGAGGAGGAGAGAUGUAGCGCGCUGCAGCAGGAGAAGAAACGGUUGCAGCUUAACAUUCAGGACCUCGAAGAACAAUUGGAAGAGGAAGAGGCGGCGCGGCAGAAGCUGCAACUGGAGCGAGUGCAGUGCGACGCCAAACUGAAGAAGUUGGAAGAAGACCUGGCGCUUAGCGACGACACCAACCAGAAACUCGUCAAAGAAAAGAAGAUCCUAGAAGAACGUGCCAACGACCUUUCACAAGCGUUAGCCGAAGAAGAAGAAAAGGCUAAACACCUCAGCAAGCUAAAGGCGAAGCAGGAGUCUGCCAUCGCUGAAUUAGAAGAAAAACUGCUUAAAGACCACCAGCUCAGGCAGGAGGCGGAUCGCGCUAAACGCAAGCUGGAAACUGAGUUGCAAGAUGUCAAGGAGCAGCUGGUUGAGAGGAAAGCGCAGUUGGAUGAGCUGCAGAUUGUGCUUGCGAAACGCGAGGAGGAGCUGGCCGUGGCGAUCAGCCGCGCCGACGAGGAAGGCGCGCUCCGCGCGGCCGCGCAGAAGGCGGCGCGCGAGGCGGAGUCGGCGCUGGCCGACGCGCACGAGGACCUGGAGGCCGAGCGCGCCGCGCGCACCAAGGCCGAGAAGCUGCGCCGCGACCUCAACGAGGAGCUGGAGGCGCUCAAGAGCGAGCUGCUCGACUCGCUCGACACCACCGCCGCUCAACAAGAGCUCCGCUCCAAGCGUGAGCAAGAAGUAGCAGUUCUAAAGCGAAGCCUGGAAGAAGAAGCUACUACCCACGAGAGCUCACUGGCUGAACAGCGGCACAAGCACUCUCAGGAGCUGCAGCAGCUCAUGGAACAACACGAGCAGAUCAAGAAGGCUAAAGCUGGCCUUGAGAAAGCCAAGCAAACCCUCGAAGCAGAGAAUGCCGACCUAGCCACGGAGCUGAAGUCAGCCAGUGCGGCGCGAGCAGAAGGCGAGCGCCGCCGCAAGCAGGCUGAAGCACAGCUGGCUGAACUAGCCGCUAAGUUGCAGGAGAACGAGAGAUCACGGGCGGAGGUUCAAGAGAAAUGUGUGCGACUGCAGAGCGAGGCGGAGCAAGCCCUAGCACAGCUGGAGCAGGCUGAGCUUAAGGCCUCGGCCGCCGUCAAGCAGGCCGCCACCAUCGGCGCGCAACACGCCGAGGCCCAGGCCCUACUGGAGGAAGAGACGAAACAGAAGCUAGCCCUGCAGACGCGCCUGCGCAAUGUGGAGCAACAGCUCGAACAAGCCCGCGAUCAGCUGGACGAAGAAGAGGAGGCGAAGAAGAACUUCGAGAAACAGGUCGCCGCCCUCACUAUCCAAGUGGCUGAAGCCAAGAAGAAGGCGGAAGAGGAAGCGGAAGCGGCGGCUAUAUUGGAAGAAGCGCGCAAGAAGCUCAGCAAAGAUAUCGAGGCCCUACACCGACAGAUCGACGAGCUGCAGCAGGCCAACGACAAACUUGACAAGAGUAAAAAGAAGAUCCAAGCGGAACUGGAAGACACAAACAUCGAAUUGGAAGCGCAGCGUGGCAAGGUCAUGGAACUCGAGAAGAAACAGAAGAGCUUCGACAAGGUGGUGGCGGAGGAGCGCGCGGUGGCGGAGCGCUACGCGGCCGAGCGCGACCAGGCGGAGCGCGAGGCGCGCGACAAGGAGACCCGAGUGCUCUCGCUCACGAGGGAACUGGACGAUGCCGCUGAAAAGAUCGAAGAACUAGAACGCACGAAGCGUCUCCUACAGUCCGAGCUCGACGAGCUCGCGAACACGCAAGGAACCGCCGACAAGAACGUGCACGAGUUGGAGAAGGCGAAGCGAGCGCUCGAGUCCCAGCUGGCUGAGCUCCGGGCCCAGAAUGAGGAGAUCGAAGAUGAUCUGCAGUUGACUGAGGAUGCUAAGCUGCGUUUGGAAGUCAAUAUGCAGGCCAUGCGAGCGCAGUUCGAGAGGGAUCUCCAGGCCAAAGAAGAGCAAGGAGAGGAGAAGCGACGCGGCAUCGUGAAGCAGCUCCGCGACUUGGAGGCGGAGCUAGAAGAGGAGCGCAAGCAACGAGCUGCCGCACUCGCCAUGAGGAAGAAACUCGAAGGCGAGCUCAAGGACGCCGAACAAGCACUACACUUGGCCAACAAGGUGAAGGAGGACGCCACGAAGCAACUGAAGAAGCUCCAGCAGCAACUGAAGGAGGCCGUCCGCGAGGCCGAGGAGGCCCGCGCCGGCAAGGAGGAGGCGUGCGCGGCGGCGCGCGAGGCCGAGCGCCGCGUCAAGGCGCUCGAGGCCGAGGCGCUGCAGCACGCCGAGGAGCUCGCCGGCGCCGAGCGAGCGAGACGGCAGGCCGAGGCCGAGCGGGACGACCUGCAGGACGAGGUCAACAACACCGCCAGCAAGAGUACACUUCUAGUAGACGAGAAGAAACGGCUGGAAGCGCGGAUAGCGGCGCUCGAAGAGGACCUGGACGAGGAGCAGUCCAACAACGAAAUACUCAACGACCGCCUUAGGAAGGCACAGAACCAAAUUGAUCAAAUCACCAUGGAGCUCGGCACAGAGAAGUCCGCCACGCAGAAGCUGGAGAGCGGCAAGCUGGUGCUGGAGCGGCAGAACAAGGAGCUCAAGGCCAAGCUGGCCGAGCUGGAGACUGCACAGAGGACCAAGACCAAGGGCGUGAUCACCUCGCUAGAGCUGAAGGUGGCCAACCUGGAGGAGCAACUAGAGGCGGAGUCGCGCGAGCGCCUCGCGCAACAGAAGGCGUCGCGCAAGCUCGACAAGAAGAUGAAGGAGCUGGCCCUGCAACUGGACGAGGAGCGCCGCCACGCCGACCAGUACAAGGAGCAGAUAGAGAAGAUGAACAAUCGCGUGAAGGCGCUCAAACGCCAGCUGGACGAGGCGGAAGAGGAGGUCCAACGCGAGAAGGUCGGGAAGCGCAAGGCGCAGCGCGAGCUCGAGGACAUCCUCGAGACGCACGAGACGCUCACGCGCGAGUGCAACAACCUGCGCAACAAGCUGCGGCGGCAAGGCGGCGGUCCCAUCGGUCUCUCGAGCGGGUCGUCCUCGUCGCGCAUGAAGCGGUCCUCGCUCGCGCCCGGCGGCGGCUCGGGCGACGAGUCGUUCGACGACGUCAACGACACCACCAACAGCGUCGAGUAGACCCUGACACGGCAACACGGCUCAAAACAUGUAGGCCACACGUUUAACCUUCCAACGAAUCAAUUCUAUUUGGACCUUAAAUCAUUGACAUAAAGUUGACAUUGAAACAACUGAUGUAAAUCAGCUGUGAGAGAAAAUGUACGGGUUAGCGCCUGACAAUAAGCUUACGAUCAAUGUCAGACAGAGACUUCGUUUUUGCUCAGCGUAGCAUUUUUGCGUUAUACUAUGUAUUUCAAUCGGGUCAGCUAACUACAUAGCACAAGCAUUUGUCUCGCUUUGUCAAGAGUCUUAUGCCUUGAUUUAAAUGAGAAACUUAUUGUUUUUAACUGUUUUAACAUUAAUCAUGUAGCAAUGCCGAACUUCACUAUUUCUUACCAAUCAAAUCUUUAAAUUUAAUAUCUAGAUUUAUUACAUAAAGUUGUCAAUAUCGCCUCAUAUAAUCGCGAAGGAGUGCUUGCUAUUUAUCAUUGCGUCUGGCUACAUGAUAUAUUUAAGCAAGAAGUUAUUGCAAAGAUGGUAGAGGUCUAUAGGUUAUGUACCGUAAAACGGGGUGACUUUAGGAAAGAUUGGGGAUAAUUUGAUAGUUUUAAAACUGCCACUAAAUUAGCAUUAUUCAUUAUUUUCACGAACUGUUCGUGUAACAAGUUAGAUUAUUAUACAUUCUUGUUUACCUACUACUAAUAAUUCCGAAUAAAAUAUGUUACGGCUGAAAAACUGAAACUUCGAAGUCGCCCCUGCAUUUCAAAGUCACCCCAGUUUACCAGUACCCAUUGAACAGGGUGAUACAAAUAUUUCAACUUAAUUUUGUAUUUUUGUAUCUAAAAAUGCGUUUUAUUUUCAUUGUUAUAUUUUAUUAAAAUGAUCAUGUCUGUAUCACGCCUGAAAUACUUUCAUUUUUUUUUGUUCAUUUUGAUUUCGAAGAGCAAAAUUGUGGUUUUGCCUGCAGUAGUGAAGUUCGUAUAAGUGUCGUUCGUCGAAUGGUUAAUCUCACAGAAAAUUGUUAUUUUGAUAUUAUUACAUUAAGUUUUUUUUUCAUCAGCAGCAGAGAGAUAACACAUUUAUUACAUUAAAUAAUAAAAUUUUAAACUUAUUUAAAAACAGUUGUACGGUAGAAAGAAGAGAAAUCUAAUCUUCAAGGUUGGGUAUUCCACAGCCGUCUUCAGAUCCAAAUCUUUCUAUCCUUCUUCUCGUUCCUCUAAUUCUUAGAGAGACCGCUCUGAUUAUUGAUAUUUGUAUUAUAUUACAUUAAGUUGAAAACUACGUUAAAAUUGCCAUUCAUUAUGUUUGUUUCCAAUAGUAAUUAUAAUGUUAUAUUGUUUUGAGGCCGUGUUGCUAAGUUAGUACAGAGUUAGGUCCGCGCCGUCAGUUUGUAAUAUAUGUAUUACUGUACACCCCAAACCAUAUCGCCUGAUAAUGAAUUGUCCUAAUGAAAUAGAAACAUUUUGCAUGUCUGUUGUAAAAAUAUUUGCGACUUGGAUGCGCCCAUAUCGGAUUUGUUUUUAUACGAAUAUUGUACAUCUUUUUUUGUUUACUACACUGCAAAAGAGACAAGACGUGGCAAAAGUCGAGUUGUGUUAGUUAUUUUGUUAUUUAAGCAACUCCGAUAUGGAUGCACCUUUAAAUGUUGUUUUAUGCAUUUAACGGUCUGCGAAUCUCUACGCAUUAAAUUUUUUUUACGCCAUCAUAUCAAGCAUUUUUAUAAAUUGGAGCAUACACAGUCCAGUAUUAAUAACGGAACAUUCCUGACAAUGGAGAGUUUGCUAUUUUACCUUUGACCUAGUCUAGCGGGUAAAAUGUUGAAAUUACUCAUUGGGUGAUAUUGUGAUGAAAUUAAAAAAAAGAAAAAAAAAAGUAUUAUUAAUAGUGGCAAAAGUACUUCAUAGUGAUUGGUUUAUUUGAAGCGACUGAGUAAUGAAGACUGUUGCGACAAUAUCGAGUCCCCCAAAAGCAUUCUGGUUCACUUUUGCUUCCAAACUGGGCGCGUGCGAUUGUCGACGUUCGACAAUGUUCGAUGUUCGACAAUGUUCGACAACGCUCAGCCGCGCUCAGACGGUUGCUUGUACAUGUAAAUAAUAUCAGUGGUUGACACUGAGCGCUUAGUUGCCAUACAAAUUUAAUGAUACCUAGUAGUUAAGUAAGAACAUGGAAGCUUUCGGUGUGUGGCGUGGUGGCGUGGCGGGGAAACUAGCAGUCAGUCCAAAAAUAGACUAAAAUCACUUUUGUGAUUUAUCAAGCUAUUGUUGAACUGUCCAAUGACUUAUUGUAAUAACUGCCCCAAUACAACGAUAAUUACUACAGUAUUUUAUAAAAAAAAUACAGUUUUAUAUACAGUACAAAUCCUACCGUUGCCGCCACGCCUCGUGGGUGUUUUAACAGAUUUUAUUAACUAUACCUUGUACUCCUUGGAUUUGUAAAUACACCGCUCUCGGCAUGCGGGCAAUGUUGCCAGGCGUCGACACGGCUUGCGUUACUCUUAGACUUAGAUAAGACACAUAGUAAUAAAUUGUGGCCUUAGGUUUUUAUAUGGUUAACAUUCUCCUACGUGAGAAAUUUUGAUACACCCGAUGUAACUUUGCGAGCAUUUUAUAUGACUAUUUACCGAAGUCUAAUUAUUAUAUAGUUUCUUUUUCUGAAUAAUAAUAUAAAAUUUAAAUGUAAGUAAACCAUUGAAGCAUAAACAUAUUUUACAUAAAUAUUAUAUUUAAUUAUUAACAAUUAUAGAUAAUUGUAAAAUUGGCCAUAGGUUGUAACAAGUUAUCAGUUGGUAUGCCAAUUAAACAAUUUUUCAUGAUUUUUAA
Messenger RNA from Cydia splendana, 9140 nucleotides. RefSeq names its product myosin heavy chain, non-muscle (gene zip). Gene Ontology annotation, cellular component: cytoplasm; myosin filament; myosin II complex. The record is from RefSeq and is a predicted model, not a curated record. The transcript is spliced from 28 exons. Bases 427 to 6342 code for a protein of 1971 amino acids. Gene Ontology annotation, molecular function: ATP binding; actin filament binding; microfilament motor activity. NCBI's taxonomy places the organism in Eukaryota, Metazoa, Arthropoda, Insecta, Lepidoptera, Tortricidae.